Cylicocyclus nassatus is the source of this 621-nucleotide messenger RNA. The record is from the annotation of a GenBank genome assembly. NCBI's taxonomy places the organism in Eukaryota, Metazoa, Nematoda, Chromadorea, Rhabditida, Strongylidae.
AUGGCUUAUUUCCGUACUGUUGUUGUUGUUGUUCUCGUGCAAGUGUUGAGCGUUCUAGCAGAUGAUGAUAAUAUACAAUCUGGGGGCGAUGGUACGCUAGGCGAUACCGCUCCAGGUGGUGGUGACGACUACGACUAUGGAGAAGAACUUGAGUGGAAAGACUGCGAAACAGACCUUGGGCCAUUAAAUAGGGAUUUGGGGAAUGUGUUCGGAGAAAUGGUUGGAGGAGUGACAUUUAAGGUGGACUGCCGCGAGGUUGAUGCUGCUGAAGAGUUCGUGGUUGGGGGCUAUGUAAGAUACGGUGAAAAGACUCAUUUUAAUCUUCGGGACAACACUACAGAAUUCACUAAGGAGAAUGUCAUAUCACAUGUGAAGGAUCAGGCAAACCAAUGGGGAGUAAAACUGCGGGAAGCACUGAAAGAAGUCGGUAUUCGUUCUGGUGAUGUCUUUUUUGGAUGCACUUGGGCAACCAAAGAAGUUUUUUGUUAUUACCGGAAGCAAGACGUCAAUAUAGAUGAAGUUGAAGAAAAAUUGGCUAAUCUUGUGAAAAGACUUCAAGAAGAGUUCGAUAAGGAGAAGGAAGCGAGAGCAAAGAAAGAAAGCGAUCCCGAAAUCUCAUAG